Messenger RNA from Rotaria sordida, 426 nucleotides. NCBI's taxonomy places the organism in Eukaryota, Metazoa, Rotifera, Eurotatoria, Philodinida, Philodinidae. The record is from the annotation of a GenBank genome assembly.
AUGGGCGCAACAAGUUCAAAUAGAAAACAUUAUUCAAAUCAAUUAAAUUCAAAUAUUUAUAGUACACCACCUAAAAUAAAUAGUAACGGAAUUCAUAAUCGUCUUAUUCAACUUCAAUGUGAUCCACGUUCGCCCACUGAUGGUAUUUGUCGAACUCCAAUUCAAAUCAAUAGUCAACUGUCAGUCCCAUCUGUUCAAUUAUAUAAUCAUGUUUUGCCUCAUAUUGUUGGUCCAGAUAUAAUUAUAUCUGAUAUUAACAAUGAAAAUAAUCAAGAAAAUGAAAUACGUCAUCGUUCACAACAACUUGAUGUUAUUAAACAUGAUUCUAAACGUUCAAGUGGUAUUGAACCAACAUUAGAUCCAAAUGAAGUAUUAACUGUAUUGAUGGCUAAUAACAAUGGUCAAUUACCACCAUAUCAAUUAUAA